Acanthoscelides obtectus is the source of this 1681-nucleotide messenger RNA. The record is from the annotation of a GenBank genome assembly. Lineage: Eukaryota; Metazoa; Arthropoda; Insecta; Coleoptera; Chrysomelidae.
UACUAACUACACUCAAUUUUUUUCUUCUGGUAAAAAUAUCCAUCAUGUGUACCUAAGUUGCAAAAUUCCGCUACUUUUAACAAAAAAUCCAAUUCCGCCGCUACGCCGCUACCACUUGAAAAUUCCGCUACCAGUAGCGGAAUUCCGCUACUUCUGGCAACACUGUUCGAGAAUACCGAAUCCUCCGGUGAGCAGCGUUGCCAGACGUACGAUAAUUAUCGUUUCUGCGUGUAGGAUAACAGCUGAAUGUACGAUAAUUUUGCGAGACGGAAAUUUUCCUUCGUCAUGAAUCCAGAGAGAACCUACGCUACCGGCGAAAGUAAAAAUGAUCUUAGAAGUAAUAAUAAAGCGACGGAAAUUGUAGGUGACCAUCCAAAUACACAAAUAUGGUUGGACAUCUCGGAUAAUACGAAUAAUAUGUGAUUCAAUCUCGGAAGAAAAAAUACUGUGCGUUUAGAAAGCGACGAUCAUGUGUUGCAUCAGAUUGUAGCUGAAUAUUUUCAAACUUGUGAAAAUCCGAGUUAGAAUGUCUGAACCCUCAAAUUCCGAACUUUUUCCAUACAGCAAAAAUAACGACAAGCAACAAGAUGAGUUGCUCUUGGAACCGAUGAGCUACAUUUUACAAGUUCCCGGGAAAAACAUAAGGGCCAAACUAACACGUGCUUUUAAUUAUUGGCUUCUUAUCCCAGACGAAAAACUGAACCAAAUUACAGACAUAGUUCGUAUUCUUCACAAUGCAAGUUUACUAAUAGAUGACAUUCAAGAUAACUCAAUAUUGAGGAGAGGCAUACCUGUGGCACACUCUAUUUAUGGUAUUGCAAGUACUAUCAACAGUGCUAACUAUACAUUUUUUAUUGCUUUAGAAAGGAUUAUGGAUCUUAAGCAUCCAGAGGCUGUGACUAUAGCUCUAGAGCAGAUAUUGGAAUUAUACAGAGGGCAAGGGAUGGAAAUCUAUUGGAGAGAUAAUUUUAGGUGCCCAUCUGAAGAGGAAUAUAGACAAAUGGUCAUAAGAAAGACUGGCGGCCUUUUUAUGUUGGCCAUUAGACUUAUGCAACUUUUCAGUGAUAACAAAGCGGACUUUACGAAAAUAACUGCCUUUUUAGGCUUAAUUUUCCAAAUAAGGGAUGACUACAUAAACCUUGUAUCCAAAGAUUAUAUGGCGCAUAAGAGUUACUGCGAGGAUCUAACGGAGGGAAAAUUCAGUUUUCCCAUAAUACACGCCAUUACUAGUCAUCCAAAUGAUAAGCAAAUUAUUCAUAUUCUUCAGCAAAGGACAAAGGAGAUAGAGGUGAAAAAGUAUGCUGUGUCUUUACUAGAAAAAUAUGGUAGUUUUGAAUAUACCAGGCAAACGCUAAAUAAAUUACAAAAGGAAGCUAAAGAUGAAGUGGAGAAAUUGGGAGGGAAUCCGUACAUGGAAGAUUUCAUAAACUCGUUGCAUUUCUGAAACAAAUUGAUUUAUUUGUAAAUAUAGGAUGAUUCAAAAAAUGCAGAAGUAAAAAAUUACCGAGUUAAAAGGCAACGCAAGUAAACCACUAUAUUGAUAUGAAUGGGCACAUAUUAGACUUUUAAUAGUUCUUAUGUGUGUAUUUUUAUUUUUUAUUACCUGUUAUUCCUUCAAAAAGGAAGUAAGUUUUAAUGCUAUUUUCAUAUUCAUCAUAAUAAAAGUAUGUUGGAGAGAUAA